AUGUAUCAGAUUCCUCUCAUUGACACCGAGCGCGGUUGUCGCCAAUUUUGGGAUGCGGAUAACGCAUGGUUAUCCUCGUGUGCAUUGCCGUACCUCGUCGUUGCUCCGGCGAGUAUUGCUCUGCUCAUUGCAUUCGGUCAUUUCACUGGUCCAUUAUUUCGACGAUAUAGUCCGCAAUGGACACGUCCAUUCAUUUCAGAGUGGGAUGAUCAACCAGACAUCCCUUCUGAAGGGCCGAAGCGAUCUCUUCAAUGGACCGUUACUCUUUUGGCCCUUUCAGCCAUCGGUUUAUCAGGGGAAAUUGUGCAAUGCUUCCCCCCGACUGUCAAUGUUCCUUCACUGGUGCUUGUCGCAUCAUGGGCAACAAUAUGCUUUCUAAUCGCCAUCAAACGACCAAGAUCGUGUUCUAUCUGGCUGCUUGCAUUUUUUUUGUUCACCUUUGUGGUCGAAAUAAUACUAGCAGCGCACACUGAUGCUCGCCUGAGAGCGAAAGGGAUUGCCUGUUAUGUUUCUGCCAUGGCGGCCUUGGCGGCUUGCUCUACAAUCCUGCUGAUGCCAUUUCGGGAAGAAUCGCUCCCAAGUUCUGAUAUCAGUGCUGUGGGGGAAGCACCAUCCAGCAUGCUUCGCAGCCCGGAAGACAGCCUGCGACUCUGGCAGUUCCUUACCGUCUCGUGGAUGGCGCCCCUUAUAUCCCUUGGCCGAAAAAGGCAACUCAAUGAGCCCGAUGUCUGGUUUCUUGGGUUCGAAUUCCAGCACAAGCGCCUUCAUGAAAAAUUCCGUCGUAUGAGAGGAUCCGUUCUAUCUCGAGUUCUAAAGGCAAACAGUCUUGAUGUUCUCAUUAUCUCCGCAAUUGCUACCGUACAACUAGCUUGCCAAUUCUCCACUCCAGUUUUGCUUCAACUGCUUUUACAAGCGAUGCAAGAUAGAACCAAGCCUAAGCGCGUACCAUUGACCUACGCAUUUAUCUGGCUGAUAACUCGACUGAUUGCGGCGCAAUCUCAAGUUCUGAGCCUCUGGUAUGGUCGACGCUGUUAUGAAAGAUCCCGAGGCGAGAUGGUCAUGAUGGUUUAUGAGAAAGCAUUGUCACGAAAGAAUAUUCUUGGGGAAAGAAUCGAGAAAGUUGAUAUCAUUCCUGAGGAGGAAUCAACCCCAGAACGUGAAGCUCCCGAUCAAGGGGCUGAAACAGCACCAUCAAAGCCUAGUAUAUGGAGCUGUUUUAAGCCAAGGAAGCGCAAAGACAAAGAAGUCAAGGCCAAAGAGGCUGCUUCUAUCGGAAAAAUCUUUAAUCUUCUACGAGGAGAUGUCUAUGAAGUGGCCCAAAGGUUCUGGGAGGUUGAUACCUUGAUUGAUGGACCCGUCGGUUUGUUCAUUGCCAUCAGCCUCGUGUGGUCACUCUUUGGACCAUCAUGCUUCCUCGGUGUCCUGGCUGUUCUGCUUGGCCAAGUCGUCAACGCAGUUAUCACUCGGUAUCUGUUUAAAUGGGAAAAGACUAGACGAGCCGCAACAGAUGCUCGACUGCAGAUUACGUCGCAGUUUGUGGAAGCGCUUCGCCAUCUGCGAUGGUAUGGAUGGCAAAAUCACUGGCUUCGCCAAGUCAUGGAGGCGCGACAGCAUGAAUUGAAUUUACGCAUCAUCACUAGUCUGUGGAACAUUGUCAUCCGUUUUGUCAAUGCGUUUUCCAGUGGUGUUUUCCCAGUUAUCGCUCUAUAUGCCUACACCAGACUUGCAGGUCAUGAAUUGCGCAUCGACAUAAUUUUCCCCGCACUUCAGCUAUUCAGUAUGUUGGAGGUGCGCUUGCGCGAUUUUCCUCGGCUUAUCACGACCAUGAUAAAUGCCUAUAUCGCCCUUGGACGAAUUGAAGAUUUUAUGGCCGAACCGAACAAAGAGAAUAUUCCACUUGAUAGCCAAGUGACUGACACAAAGUUGGAAAUGCAAUCCUCCUUCUUCGCAUGGCCUGGGAAGCUGUCCCCAGUGCUAAAUGAUAUAAGCGUGACUAUUCCCAAAGGUCUCACAGUUGUUGUUGGAAAAGUAGGAGCAGGAAAGACGGCUUUCCUCCAAGCUUUAUUAGGGGAACUCGAUCCGCUGAGCGGAAAGUCCCACAUUCCAAACGAGAUGAUGGGUUACUGUGCGCAGACGCCUUGGCUUCAGAGCAUGAGUAUUCGCGACAAUAUCCUCUUCUCCGCUCCCUAUGAGGAAGUACGCUAUAAACAGACCUUGGAGGCUUGUGCUCUUCUUCCGGAUCUCUCACAAUUCAAACACGGAGACCUGACCUUUGUGGGUGAGAAUGGAAUCGGUCUUUCUGGUGGACAGAAAGCACGUGUGGCGCUUGCUCGUGCCGUAUACAGCUCAUCUCGAGUGCUAUUGCUGGAUGAUCCGUUAUCUGCACUUGAUCAUAACACCGCUGAUUUCGUGGUCCGGAAGUGCUUGUCUGGUCCCCUGAUGCAUCGCCGCACUAUUGUUCUUGUAACGCAUCGAGUCGCACUUGUUCGAGAAAUCGCAGAUCAGAUAAUUGAGAUAGAUGAUGGACGAGCCACAUUUUAUGACAAAACUUCUGUUGCUAAUUCGAUCGAUAAAACUGCCAUCGCAAAUUCCAUUCCAUUCCAGGAAUCUGAAACCGAGAAUGAAGAGGAAACCAAUGCUGAGGAUCACGCAAAUGCUGUGCCGGACAAGUUCAUCGAAGAGGAGCACCGUGCAGAAUGGGGCGUUAAAGCUCGAGUCUACUGGACCUAUAUCAAGGCCGGGAAAUACCGCUGGUGGAUUACCCUCGUCUUAGUCUUGACUAUCUAUCGACUUAUCAACGUUGGCCAAUCAUGGUUUCUCAAGGGAUGGGGUGAAGCUUACAAUCGGACUGCAUCUUCUCUCAAUGAGAAUCUCCCAAGCGAUACCUUGAUGGCAUCGACAUCGAAUGUUGACGCAUUCUUUCUCCCUCGAGAUCCAAUUAAUCGCCUGCCAUCUCCUCGUGACGAUGUACGCCCCUGGCUAUGGGCAUUCUUUGCUAUUGUCACGCUUCAAGCAGUAGCCCUUCUAGUCGGACAACUUUUGAUGCUGGUCAUUGUCUACUACGCUGGAAAAUCACUGUUCCGGCAGGUGAUGGUUCGAGUUAGCAACGCAACCUUCCGAUUCUUUGAUGUGACUCCCGUUGGUCGGCUCAUGAAUCGUCUGACCUCGGACAUUGGUGUGGUAGAUGGCAAUAUCAGUGAACAAUUCCAAGUCAUUGCGUUUCAGGCCAUCACCUGGGUCUCUUCAGUACUAGUAAUUGCUAGCGCGACCCCGACGUUCCUUGUCUUCUCACUCGUUCUCACCAUCGCCUUUGUGUUGAUCUUCUUGCAUUUCCUCCCAACAUCCCAAAGUCUCAGAAGGCUUGAAAUGGUAUCUCUGACUCCCCUUCUGUCCAAUUUUGGAGAAUUAUUGCACGGCUUGACAACAGUUCGUGCUUUUCGUGCAGAGGAGCGGUUCCAAAACCGUGUCAUAUCGGUUGUUGACAAAUUUCAAGGCAUGGAUCACUUCUAUUGGUCGCUUCAAGCCUGGCUCAUGAGCCGAUUUGAAGCACUAUCAGCUUGCUCGACUUUCCUUCUUACUGCCUUGGCGUUGUACACGAAUACAACACCCGGAAUGACGGCAUUUGUGCUGAUAGCCGCGACUAAUUUUGUUGACUCAACGCAUCAGCUAUGUAAGCAGUACGGUCAGCUUCAGAUGGACUUCGUCUCCGUGGAGCGAGUUGACGAGUUGCUCCAUAUCGAAGAAGAGUCACAUGGAACUCUCGAACCCCCAGCUUCUUGGCCCAAAUAUGGCAGUGAUAUAACGUUUGAGAACGUCACUAUCCGGUAUGCGCCACACCUGGAUCCCUCUCUGACCGACAUUUCUCUUCGAAUCCCCGGAGGAUCUACCACCGCGAUCGUUGGCCGUACAGGCAGUGGCAAGUCUACGCUGGCAGUAUCUCUUCUCAGCGUCAUCAAACCGGAAACCGGCUGUGUCAAGAUAGAUGGCAUCGACAUUGCGGAUGUGAGCACCCAAGCUCUCCGAACCCGAGUUACAUUCGUGGCACAGGACCCAGUUCUGUUCCCUGGGAGUAUUCGUCUCAAUCUCGACCCAACCGAAGAGUUUGCCAAUGAGCAGUGCGCAGAGGUUUUACAGCGCCUCUGCGGUCGACAUGGCUGGAAUCUUGACACGCACAUUGAAGCAGGUGGUCGAAAUCUGAGUCAGGGUCAACGCCAGCUGAUUGCUCUUACUCGAGCUGUACUUCGACGAAGCCCUGUUGUCAUUCUUGACGAGGCCACGGCCUCUAUUGAUCACGAAACUUCGCUUGAAAUGCAGCAGAUUGUUCGCGAAGAGCUACAGUCAUCUACAGUCAUCACUAUUGCACAUCGGGUGGAAGCUGUGAAAGAUGCAGACUUUUAUGUGGUCCUGGAUCAGGGCCGAGUGGCUCGGCAGGGUCAUAUUGGAGAAAGAGGAUUUCUCUAG
This is a messenger RNA of Penicillium longicatenatum, 4461 nucleotides long. RefSeq lists its product as uncharacterized. Lineage: Eukaryota; Fungi; Ascomycota; Eurotiomycetes; Eurotiales; Aspergillaceae. Gene Ontology annotation, molecular function: ABC-type peptide transporter activity; ATP hydrolysis activity; ATP binding. Gene Ontology annotation, cellular component: membrane; fungal-type vacuole. The transcript is spliced from 4 exons. Gene Ontology annotation, biological process: transmembrane transport. The record is from RefSeq and is a predicted model, not a curated record. Bases 1 to 4461 code for a protein of 1486 amino acids.